Knipowitschia caucasica is the source of this 408-nucleotide messenger RNA. The record is from the annotation of a GenBank genome assembly. Lineage: Eukaryota; Metazoa; Chordata; Actinopteri; Gobiiformes; Gobiidae.
AUGGUGGCACAGCAGGAUGUCUUGCAGCUUCAACACCUUGAAGGGUGGAGGAAUGGUCCUCAGCAGGUGGAGGGCUGGAUGUUGUCUCUUCAGCAGGUGGAGGGCUGGAUGUUGUCUCUUCAGGAGGUGGAGGGCUGGAUGUUGUCUCUUCAACAGGUGGAGGGCUGGAUGUUGUCUCUUCAGCAGGUGGAGGGCUGGAUGUUGUCUCUUCAGCAGGUGGAGGGCUGGAUGUUGUCUCUUCAGCAGGUGGAGGGCUGGAUGUUGUCUCUUCAGCAGGUGGAGGGAUGGAUGUUGUCUCUUCAGCAGGUGGAGGGCUGGAUGUUGUCUCUUCAGCAGGUGGAGGGCUGGAUGUUGUCUCUUCAGGAGGUGGAGGGCUGGAUGUUGUCUCUUCAACAGGUGGAGGGAUGA